AUGGCCAAGGAUGAAGUCACACCCGUGGACGAUAUUGCACACGAUGAUCAGAAGGCUCGAGGAGAAGGCAUCAGCUAUGAAGCGGAUCUCGUCCUAGACCCGAAGGAGACGACUGUGACAGACUUUGAGAGCGUAGACUCGACAGUCGCCAAAAACGCCGACAGUGGACCUGAGCUACCUGGAAAGCAAGGAGUCUUGGGCAGCUUCCAUGAUUGUACCCCCAGGAGCAUCGACUGCUGGUUCUUCCUUCAUACGUGUAUUUUCUAG
This is a messenger RNA of Endocarpon pusillum Z07020, 267 nucleotides long. RefSeq lists its product as uncharacterized. The record is from RefSeq and is a predicted model, not a curated record. Bases 1 to 267 code for a protein of 88 amino acids. NCBI's taxonomy places the organism in Eukaryota, Fungi, Ascomycota, Eurotiomycetes, Verrucariales, Verrucariaceae. The transcript has 2 exons.